AUGAAAUUAUGGGAUUCUUUCGAGUUUGGAGAUCAAGGGACUAUGGACGAAACUAGUCCCUUUGACGAUUGUUUCAAACUCUCAAAGAAACAACGACUUUAUGGUUUUGGAAUCUGCUUUGCUCUUGGUUUUAUUAUAAGUAUACUGUCUACGCUUUCAUUAUUAACCUCAAACAUUACUGGCUUUGCCAUUUUGUAUACUAUUGGAAAUGUUAUAUCUCUCAUGAGCACCGGCUUCCUUGUCGGGUUUAAAAAACAAAUAAAAACGAUGUUUGCCCCAGUUCGCUGGUUUGCUAGUUUAAUUUAUCUUGGAACCUUGGUGCUUACAUUGGUAGUCGCGUUCACAGUACAACAAUCUGCCCUUAACGCAGCUGAAAAGUGGAAUUCUAUGUAUUAUUUUAUGCUUUAUUCAAUGGUUGGCAUUAUUUUGGUAUUGGCAAUGCUAGUUACAUACCCUACGGAAGGACUAUCAUCAAAAAAUUGUUUGGAAGUUGUGUUGAUAGUGUGGUAUAAAGUUGAGGUGUUUGAUCGUUUAUUUCAGUCUAUCAUAUUUCCAUAUUUUAACAGCCGAUAUUUUUGA
Messenger RNA from Funneliformis mosseae, 579 nucleotides. The record is from the annotation of a GenBank genome assembly. Lineage: Eukaryota; Fungi; Glomeromycota; Glomeromycetes; Glomerales; Glomeraceae.